AUGCACUCACCUCCUAGAGAACAGCCUGCCAUCAUGCUCUGGAAACUGGUUGAAAAUGUCAAGUAUGAAGAUAUCUACGAGAUGUUAGUCCACACCUAUUCCGCCAUGGACCGGCAUGAUGGAGUGCCCAGCCACAGUUCCAGGCUGUCCCAGCUGGGAUCCGUCUCGCAGGGACCCUACUCCAGCGCUCCUCCGCUCUCUCACACCCCAUCCUCGGAUUUCCAGCCGCCUUAUUUCCCACCCCCCUACCAGCCUCUUCCUUACCACCAAAGCCAGGACCCUUACUCCCAUGUCAAUGACCCCUACUCCCUAAACCCCCUGCAUCAGCCCCAGCAGCACCCCUGGGGACAGAGGCAGAGGCAAGAGGUGGGAUCAGAAACCGGGUCACUGCUGCCACAGCCUCGGGCCGCCCUGCCCCAGCUCUCGGGACUGGACCCCAGGCGGGACUACCACUCAGUACGGAGGCCAGAUGUCCUCCUGCACUCAGCUCACCAUGGCCUUGACUCCGGCAUGGGGGACAGCCUUUCUCUGCAUGGCAUCGGACACCCGGGCAUGGAGGAGGUCCAGUCAGUUGAAGAUGCCAAUAACAGCGGUAUGAACUUAUUGGACCAGUCUGUCAUUAAAAAAGUUCCGGUUCCUCCAAAAUCUGUUACUUCUUUGAUGAUGAAUAAAGAUGGCUUCCUGGGUGGAAUUUCAGUCAAUACCGGAGAGGUGUUUUGCUCUGUACCUGGCCGCUUGUCUUUGCUUAGCUCAACUUCAAAGUAUAAAGUAACUGUGGGAGAAGUUCAGAGACGCCUUUCCCCCCCAGAGUGUCUCAACGCAUCCCUCCUAGGAGGAGUACUUAGAAGAGCCAAAUCGAAAAACGGGGGGAGAUCUUUGCGAGAAAGGCUAGAAAAAAUCGGUUUGAAUUUACCAGCCGGCAGGCGUAAGGCCGCAAAUGUCACUUUACUCACCUCCCUGGUGGAAGGUGAGGCCGUUCAUUUAGCUCGGGAUUUUGGGUACAUCUGUGAAACGGAGUUCCCAGCCAAAGCUGUUUCUGAGUACCUGAACAGACAGCACACGGACCCCAGCGACCUCCACUCCAGGAAAAACAUGCUGCUUGCUACAAAGCAACUUUGUAAAGAAUUUACAGAUCUCUUGGCCCAGGACAGAACGCCCAUUGGGAACAGCCGACCCACCCCUAUUUUGGAACCGGGCAUUCAGAGCUGCUUGACUCACUUCAGCCUCAUCACCCACGGCUUUGGGGCCCCCGCUAUCUGCGCUGCCCUCACGGCCCUCCAAAACUACCUGACUGAAGCUCUCAAAGGCAUGGACAAGAUGUUCUUGAACAACAACACUGCUAACAGGCACACAUCUGGCGAAGGACCAGGUAGUAAAACUGGAGACAAGGAAGAGAAACACAGAAAAUGA
Messenger RNA from Pyrgilauda ruficollis (rufous-necked snowfinch), 1410 nucleotides. RefSeq names its product transcription factor AP-2 beta (gene TFAP2B). The record is from RefSeq and is a predicted model, not a curated record. Bases 1 to 1410 code for a protein of 469 amino acids. The transcript is spliced from 8 exons. Gene Ontology annotation, biological process: regulation of cell population proliferation; anatomical structure development; regulation of transcription by RNA polymerase II. Gene Ontology annotation, cellular component: nucleus. Gene Ontology annotation, molecular function: RNA polymerase II transcription regulatory region sequence-specific DNA binding; DNA-binding transcription factor activity, RNA polymerase II-specific. NCBI's taxonomy places the organism in Eukaryota, Metazoa, Chordata, Aves, Passeriformes, Passeridae.